AUGCCUCUCCCACCCCGUAUCGACGUCCACUCGCACUUCCUCCCGCCUUUCUAUGUCGAAGCCCUCCUCGUAAACGGUCACGAGAAAGUCGAUGGUAUGCCCGCCAUCCCAGAAUGGUCUUUAGAAGGUCACCUCCAAAUCAUGGAAGCCGCCAAUAUCCAGGAGAGCAUCCUGUCCAUUUCGUCGCCGGGGACGAACCUGCGUCCGGACCUCCCAUCGUCUACUGUGAUAGACCUAACACGGAGAUGCAACGCCUACGCCGCAGAUCUGAAAAGAAGGUAUCCUGCGAAGUUCGGCUUUUGGGCGUCGCUGCCACUUCCAGACGUCCCCGCCGCACUGGAAGAAAUUGAUAAAGCGAGAGCAGAAGGAUGUGAUGGCUUCUCCCUUAUGACGAACUACCACGGGUCCUACCUUGGCGACCCCGUCUUUGACCCUAUAUUCGCACGGUUCAACGAGCUAGGCGCGAAGGUUUUCAUACACCCUACAGCGCCGUGCAUGCACUGCUCGCAGGGCGAGACAACCUGGGCUCUGCCGCUCGGCGACAGAUACCCCAUCCCCGUCUUCGAGUUUAUAUUCGACUCCGCAAGGACGGCGAUACAUCUUUUCUUCUCCGGGACGGUGGAUAGAUGCCCCAAUGUCACGUUUGUGCUGCCGCAUGCGGGUGGUGUCCUGCCGCCUUUGCUCACGCGGUUUACGGCUUUUGGGGCGCUGGUGCCGGGGAGUAAGGGAAUCGAUGCCAAGGCGGUAAGAAAACAGUUGGGAGAACAAUUCUACUUCGAUCUAGCAGGGACGGUGUUUGAGGGGGACGAAGGGGUGGUUGGGUCGGGGCAGUUGAAGGCGCUAGUUAGGGGAUUUGAUAUAAGCCAUGAGAGGUUGCUUUAUGGAAGCGAUUUCCCUUUUACAAGACAUGCGUCGGCGAUGAUUCUUGCGAAUAAGAUGAGGGAUGGAUUGGAAGAGUUGUUUAGCGAGCAGGAAAGGGGGGCGAUCUAUCAGGGCAAUGCUGAGAGGUUUCUGCAUGAGAAGGCGUGA
Molecule: messenger RNA, 1029 nt
Organism: Didymosphaeria variabile
Lineage: Eukaryota; Fungi; Ascomycota; Dothideomycetes; Pleosporales; Didymosphaeriaceae
Exons: 1
Coding region: 1-1029 (342 amino acids)
Biological process (GO): secondary metabolic process
Cellular component (GO): cytoplasm; cytosol
Molecular function (GO): carboxy-lyase activity; hydrolase activity
Source: RefSeq, a predicted model, not a curated record